This is a messenger RNA of Tilletiaria anomala UBC 951, 896 nucleotides long. RefSeq lists its product as uncharacterized. Lineage: Eukaryota; Fungi; Basidiomycota; Exobasidiomycetes; Georgefischeriales; Tilletiariaceae. The coding region runs from base 236 to 787 and encodes 183 amino acids. The record is from RefSeq and is a predicted model, not a curated record. The transcript has a single exon.
UGCCAUGUUCAUCCAUGGAUUCAAGUCGCUAGCUUCCGUACCGCUGUUGUACAACAUAUACUGCCCCUUCAAACGGAUUGAACGCUCAAAGGACCUGCGCUUAUUUCUCGCAGCUGCAGUACUCUACCUCGCAACCAGUUGAAUGCAGUGUGUAUGACACGGGUGUAGAGUACAAUGGCGGAACGACCGUGGCCGUGGCCGCGGCCGAGAGCGAGAGCCGGAACCGAAGCGGGACAUGCCGAGAAUCGGUUGUGGUUUAGUACCGCUGCAAGGUUGUGUGACGGGAGUGGGAGUAUGGGAGAGGGCGAGAAUGAUAGGGGGAGAGUGUGUACGUGUGGGAAUGUACGCUGAGUGUGCGAUGAGAAACAACCGUUCAUUGAUACCUUCUUGUAAAUUGCGUGCAUUUCGUUCAUUCAACCUGAAGAGCCGCACGAUGGAAGCCUGUCUGCACGGGGAAAGGAGGAUGUGGAAGAUGACGUAUCGAAUGAUUACAGAGUCGACGAAAGCCGGCCAAAAGAUCGGUCGGAGAUGGAUGCCUUUGCCUUUACCCAAAUUCCCUUCGCAAAUGCAUCCAGUGUGUAGUCGUCGCAGUCGGGCACUGCUGCCCGGCUGGAUACCUGUUACUUCCCACGUCGUCGGUUCGUUCGCCUCCAGAGAGGCUGCCCCUUGCUACCAUUCCCGCUCUAGCCGGACGCGACACCAGUCCGCAUCUGAGAGCGCACGUAUUCAUUCCAGCCGUUCUGAUCUGCGCCCUCCGCGGCCGCCACUCCUAUGCCGCAUACAUUAGUCCCAAAGUGGGCCUCCGGCGCCACGGCGCAGCAGCUCUCAAUGAGCGUGUUUGUGUUCCCGUUUUCUUUUUUUUUGUUCGCACUGGCUACGCACGCGCCCAGCACGAC